Molecule: messenger RNA, 2370 nt
Organism: Neopsephotus bourkii (Bourke's parrot)
Lineage: Eukaryota; Metazoa; Chordata; Aves; Psittaciformes; Psittacidae
Gene: SYTL4
Product: synaptotagmin like 4
Exons: 17
Coding region: 168-2228 (686 amino acids)
Biological process (GO): exocytosis; intracellular protein transport
Cellular component (GO): plasma membrane; exocytic vesicle
Molecular function (GO): small GTPase binding; neurexin family protein binding; phospholipid binding
Source: RefSeq, a predicted model, not a curated record
GGCCGCGCCGUCGGUGCCGGAGGUGCUGCGGGUGCGGUGCCUUUAAGGAGGCGGCACCGCCUUCUCCCUUCCCUCCCCGCUGCUGCCGGGAGGCGCCGGCCGGAGCCGAGGCAGCACGGACGCGUCCGGACACUGCUGGUUGAGAGCGAGCGAUCCCGGGCGCAGCGAUGUCGGAGGCCGUGGAUCUGUCCUUCCUGUCGGAUGUGGAGAAGGAUUUGAUCCUGCAGGUCCUGCAGCGCGAUGAGGAGCUCCGCAAAGCGGAGGAGAGGAGGAUCAGGCGCCUCAAGAACGAGCUGCUGGAGAUCCGUCGGAAGGGGGCCAAGCGCGGCAGCCAGCGCUACAGCGAGCGGACCUGCGCCCGCUGCCAGCAGAGCCUGGGCCGGGUCAGCCCCAAGGCCAACACUUGCCGGGGCUGCAACCACUUGGUGUGUCGGGACUGCCGCUCCUACGGCCCCAACAGCGCCUGGCGAUGCAAAGUCUGCUCCAAGGAGGCCGAGCUGAAGAAGACAACAGGCGACUGGUUCUAUGACCAGAGGGUCAACCGCUUCGCCAACCGCCUGGGCAGCGACAUGGUGCGGCUGUCCCUGCGGCACAAGGCAGCAGCCAGCAAAAGGGAGACGGUUGGACAAACCCUCCUCCAGAAAGCCCAGCUUGGGGAGCCCCAAAGCUCCUCCCCAGUGCAGAAGCAGAGCCCCCCAGCACCGCGGGAGGGGCCCAGCUUGUUUCCAGAUGCCUCAGACCCUCGGGAUGGCAAAAGCGACACAGAAUCCAUGGAAAACAUGAGCCUGGAUGGCUACAGACCGAGUCCUGGUGGGCUGGGGGGCAGGAGUAACUCCCUGGAGAGAGCCGCCCCUCUCCGAGAUGGAAAACAGGUUCCUGCACCAGCAGGACCUGCUGCCUCCAGCCUCACCCUCCCUCUCCACUCCAAGCACGUGUUCUCCGGACGGGAUGCUGUCGUGGGGAGCCGCAGCAGCGCCUUGGAGGAGCACGAAAGGAUGUUCAAGAAGAACCCGCGUCGGGUGGUGAGGCCGGCGGACUACACCAAGUCGGUGAUCGACCUGCGCCCCGAGGACUUCGUGGGGGAAGGCGGCUCUUUGGGGGACAGGAGCAAGUCAGUCCCAGGCCUCAACACGGAGCUGGAGGAGGAGGAGGAGGACAUCGAUAACCUGGUGGAGAUCCAUCGGCAGAGGGUGGCCCGGAGCAGCCUGCGCAGCGGCACCUCCUCCAGCACACUGGGGAGCAUGGUCAGCAUUUACAGCGAGGCCGGGGACUUCGGCAGCGUCGCGGUCACGGGGGGGAUCUCCUUCUCCUUGAGCUACGAGCAGAAGACACAGACCCUGUUCAUCCACGUGAAGGAGUGCCGCCAGCUGGCCUAUGGGGACGAGGGCAAGAAGCGCUCCAACCCGUACGUGAAGACCUACCUCCUGCCCGACAAAUCCCGGCAGGGGAAGCGCAAGACAACCAUCAAACGCAACACCAUCAACCCGCUGUACAAUGAGCUGCUCAAGUACGAGAUCCACCGGUCCCUGCUGCCCGAGAGGACGCUGCAGUUCUCGGUCUGGCACCACGACCGCUUUGGCCGCAACACGUUCCUGGGCGAGGUGGAGGUGCCGCUGCACGCCUGGGACUUCCAGAGGCACCUGGAGGAGUUCCUGCCCCUGCACGGCAAGAUUGGGGUGGAUGCUGCCAGUCUUCACCAGUACAAGGGGGAGCUGGUGGUGUCCAUGAAGUACAUCCCAUCUCCCAAGCACCCUGUGGCUGGGCACAGCAGGAAGGGCAAAACAGGGGAAGGGGGCGAGCUCCAGGUCUGGAUCAAAGAAGCCAGGAACCUCACGGCUGCCAAAUCCGGGGGGACCUCGGACAGCUUUGUCAAGGGCUACCUCCUCCCGCACAAGACCAAAGCCUCCAAGAGGAAGACGCCGGUGGUGAAGAAGACCCUGAACCCGCAUUACAACCACACCUUCGUCUACACCGGCAUCAACCCUGAGGACCUGCAGCACAUCUGCCUGGAGCUGACGGUCUGGGACCGGGAGCCACUGUCCAGCAAUGACUUCCUUGGCGGUGUCCGGCUUGGAGUGGGCAAUGGCAUGAGCAAUGGGCAAGCUGUGGACUGGAUGGACUCCACGGGCGAGGAGCUGAACCUCUGGCAGAAGAUGUGUCAGUACCCGGGCUCGUGGGCAGAGGGGACACUUCAGCUCCGCUCCACCAUGGCCAAGCUGAAGCUGUAGGCACUGGGACUGGGGAAUACAGUCACUGCAUGGCCCAGCAGAGCUGCCAAACGGGGCUUGUUCUGGUUUACCCUUAGGCUUUAAUAAACAUCACCUUCUCUAAACAGGCUCGGGCAGAAAGUCUUCUUGGCCCAGCUUUGUU